AUGUCUACAUUAUCGUUCGCUGGUAUUUGUGCGUUUCUACGGUCAGGCGAGUACGAUAAGGUGCACAAUGAGCCUACAUUUGAAGUGAUCGACAAGUUUUUAAAGGACAAUGAAGAGAUAAUAGUGCAUUUAUCUGGGUUUGUGGAGGGCAAGGAGCCCAUUGAGGAGUCUGGGAAUGGAAUUGUGAUUCGUGGGAGUAAAUACGAAGUUUCUGGGGAGGAUAAAAAGCUUUGUGAGGAGCUUGGGGAAGCUUUAAAAGUGAGUAAGCGCGAAUGUCUUCGAGUUGUUUCUCAGACACGGGCGCGGUUUCCAGACUGUGAGAUUAGCAAGGACACGCUUGUGAAACAGAUAUUGCACGAAAGAAACUGUGUGCUGGAUACGGUACUAGUUUUAUUGAAUGAUGACUCGUUUCCGGUGCUUAGGAACUCGCUUUUACAGGUGGUAUUCAAGAAUCGGAAUACGAUUAUAGACGAGGCCAUUGUUUUGUUGAGGAAGUGUGUGGGGCAGAUUCGUGAUAUGGACGAAGAAAGCUCCUAUCGAGAUGCGAUGCUUGCGUACGACCUUAUUUAUAUUACAAACGUAUUGAAUUUGGUUGCAUUUGUGUGUUUGAACCAAGCAAUUGGUUUGGAGACGAUCACGAAAUGGUACGAGUUGCUCGGAGAGACGGACUACUUCCGUGCAUUGAAGACGAACAAGGAUGUUCCCAAUGAGAUUUUCCAGAUGGUGCAUGCUUUAAUGAUUAUGGACACGAUGAUAAUAACGGGAUACAACACCAGUAAGGAUACCAUUGACACAGGAGCGGCUUUCUUCAACACAGCAGAUACCUUUAGGGCAUUACUCGAUACCAUACUGGAUUCAAAUCCGCCUGCAGUAAUCGUUUAUUAUUGGUCCUUCAUCCUAUACACAAAAACAUAUAUGUUAGAGGAAAAUCCAGAAGAAAACUUCCAGUUUGUGCAAGAGGUGUUCCAAACACAGCCGAUCUCAGAAUUAACGAAAGAACUUGCUUUGGCGGCAGAGAGUGAUAACGUUUUCGAAGAUAUUUCAAAAUUAUCGGAAACUUUCAAGGACCAUAGCUUCUUCUCUGCAAUUUUAUCGUCGGUAGUCGUGUUUUCCUUAUACUUCAUCCCAAUCAGCUUGAGAACUUCUAAAAUGAUAAAGGCAGUAUUGAUGAACUCUCCAACACAGUACGUGGAGAAGUUUUUGACCAAUACAGAGUUUGAAAGGAAGUUCUUCCUCGUGAAGAGUAAGGCUCCGCUUUUGAAAGAAUCUUUGAUCCCAAUGAUCAACGUAACGUCAGUGUACCCGGAGUUCGCACAUUUCGAGUGGAAAGAACUUCAAUCAUAUGUGCAGGAAAUGUCACUUGGUAAUUUGGAUUAUGACCUUGCUGAUGACGCGAGCUCAACAGACUUAAUUUCCGUAAAGACUGAAACAUUCGUACGAGUACCGUUAGAAUCGAAUGAAAGGGUUCUUCUUCCAAUUCCUAAAAACACAAAGGGUAAGAUUUUGCCCUCUACAGCUGAGGAUGAUAUGAUCAUGUUCUUGUACAAAUAUAAUGGUUGGGCCCUAUUAGGCCGCGUUUUCCAAAAUGCCUGUGAAAGGUAUCUUUCCACAUCAUCAAAGAGCGAGAUUCGCAAGGAUAACAUUCAAGAAGAACUAAUAGUUUCAUUACUCGAUCUAGUAGCAAGCAUAAUCGGCAAUGGAAUUUCCGUCGAGAAAUCUACCGAAAUAUUACAGCAAAUGUCAAUCUAUAUGUCCGAUGAUUACGUUUUUGAUGUGAUAUUCAGAGUUUUCGAACAAUCUUUGCAUUUAAGAGACUACGAUGUCAUCGAUCAUUGUCUCCAAGUUCUUAUCAACUCCACCGAAAACUUCUCUCAUUUCAUCUGGUCACAUCUCGCCAGAUCAGAAUUGCUUGACAGGUAUGGGAAAUCAGGUUUAAUCGCUAGUGUGUUGGGCACUAUGGAAUUGCCCAAUGGUAACUAUUCUAUCACCAUUAAAAGCGUCAAGCUUGCCCAACAAUUGGUUGCUGAAUCAUUGUCCUCCAAGACAGAGUUCCCUGAGAGCUUGAAGAAGGAAAUAUUGUCAAAACUAAUACAACACUUCAUUCACGUUUAUGAGAGUUACCAAUAUUGGAAUUAUGCUUCGAUUGCGGAGAAAUAUGAGCUAGGCUCAAACCUUGCAAUCCUUUUCAGUUCAGUAAUGUACAACAUAUAUGGAGUUGACCCAACAAACUCUCCAGAAAACAAGAUUACCCGAGUGCUCUCUUCGGCUGCCAGUCAUAUCACAAGAAGAUUUUUGAGCAGCGAUUCGCCGGAUGUUAGAAUGGUUACAUCUUUACUUCAUGUAUUGUUGUCCGGUAAUUCCCUUGAGGCACUAUCGAUUGGAAAUGAAGUGUUUUACAACAAGUAUAAUCAAUGCCUCAAGAAUUCUUUCGAAUUGGCAAAUAUCCUAAUCUCUAUUAGAGCAUUGUUGAAACUUCCUCCAAGUACUCUUGAACUUCAGAUAUACAGCAACCUACCAAAAUUCAUUGAUAUAUAUGCGUUGCAUAACGACUUAAGAAACCCAAUUAUCAAGCUCAUGACCCACUUGGUAAGAGCACCAUGGAAUGAGAACUUCCCAUCUUUAUUAUCAUAUCUCGGUACAAAACAUUCAAAAAUGAUUUUCAAGUCUUUCUUGUAUGAUCUCACCAGUAAUAUAGAUGACUACCAGUUUUUGAAGAAUUUAUACAGAUUCUUUUCUUCUGUAAUGGAGGGGAAACAAGAUGGUUUCUCCAUUCUCCUUGUGACAGGUGAAACUAUAUCCGUGGGCUCUACGUUGGAUACAUCAGAUAAAGGUGCAAAAACAUCCAAUGUGUCUGUUUUAUCUUUGCUAAAAAAGAACAUUUUAAAACUAGAUAGCUAUCCUGAGUCAGUUGCCUCUAGAUUGCUUGAGGCUAUCUCUUAUGCAUUUAAUUCAUGGGCUGCUGCCAGAAACAAUACCACGGAUAAAGAGUUUAUCGAUUUCCUCGUUAAAAGAUUGGAAAAUUCAGAAGAAAAGACAGCUCCAAAGACAGUUCAAGAAACUAUCAAGUCAUCCAGUCAUUAUCGCCUCCAUGCGAGAAUUGCAGAAAUAUUUGCUCUUUAUCUAUUCACAGCUUCAUCUUCGGACUCUACGAUUACUGAUAUGUUAAGUGGAUCUAAGCUGGUUGAAACAGUAAAGAAAAUAUUCAAUGUGGAUGGUUAUGACGAGAAGCUUAACUCAAAUCUGUCAGAAGAAUUCAAGAAACUAUGGCCACAUUUAACUUUGGAAAAGUUUGCAGUUUCCCCAUUGUACAAAAUUGGGAAGGCUUAUCAAGCUAACAUUUACGAUAUUGAAUUGCUUGAUCAAUACUUUUGUUGUGACGAGAAAUGGACAGGGACAGAUACAUCUGUGGGUUUCAGGGAACAAGUCAUUAAGAGCUCUAUUAACUUGCAGUAUGUCUCCUUCCAAAUAUCAGCUGCUAAAUCCUGGGGGGCGCUUUUGACUGCAUUCAUUAAAAAGACGCCUAAACCACUUCAACCAUCAUAUAUCGAUAUUGUUUCAGAACUUCUUUCUUUGAAUAUUGAAUAUGGAGUUGAUGCACCAAUAUUUGUUGAAGUUUAUCUUCUAAGAAUUGAAUUGGUCUUUUACAUUUUAUAUUCUUUUGUUCAAACCUCGAUGGUUAUUCCAGAAUCUACGGUAGAGACCUUAGUAUCGCAAUUACUAGCCAUCUUAAAGUCUAAGGAAGUGGAUUAUUUGGCUAACAUUCCACUCUCUAACAAAAAUAACUUGUACAGACCGGUCAUCAGAUCUAUAUUGAUUCUAUUGACCUUAGCAAAACCAUAUCAUUCUUUUAUUGAGAAGUGUUCUGACUCGGUAUUAGAGCUAUUUGAAUUAUCAUUUUCUAAAGGUGUUAAUGUUGUGCUAUCAUCAAUCCUUUCUUCUUUCGCUACAGCUUCUACAAAGGGCAAGAAAGUGAUAGUUCCAAAUAUUGCAGACAAAGUGCAAGAUUUGCUAUUGCUUUUGUCAUUAUUUACAAAAAUUAAAGACUUGUCUCCUUCAGCGUCUUUCAACGCUGUUUUGGCAUCUUCCCUAAACGAGUUUGGAACUCUGAAAUCUCUUCUAAACCUCUACUAUAGCUCUUAUUUGCUAAAGUCCAACGAUGAACCACUUUUCGCUGAGUUGACCUUAUCGUUUAUUUCGGAACUUGUAACAAUUCAGGAAGUGGCCCAAAAAAUGAUUGACAACGGCUUAUUCUCUGUAUUUUUGGAGAGUCCAAUAUCUGUAUCAAUCCAAACGAAUGGCGUUCAGCCAGAAAUAUCACCUAGAUUGCAUAACAUCUGGUCGAAUGGUAUUGUUUCGAUUGUUCUACAAUUGUUGAGUAAAUUUGGUUCUUCAAUACUCUCAGAAGUUUGUCUCUUUGUUUCAUACUUCUCGAAACAAAUAGAUUUAGUCGUUAGCAGAUGGUCAUCUGACUCCCUAUCGAUCACACAAGCAUAUAUCCAAGAGACGUCGCAGAUCAUUCUAUUACAAAAAAUGCUAGAUGAUCUUGAGUACCAAAGAUUCUUGUCUGUGAAUACCUCUAAAUUAAAACUGAUAGAUGAACAAGAAGUUAUCGAGCUAUUCCCAGGUUUGGACACUCCUACUGAAAGAGCUGAGUUAUCCAAUGUGCUAAAACAUCUCCUGACCCAUCCAAAAUAUAUGAAUUCCAGAAUUGUGGCCACUACUCCAGAAAAGCAAAAGAUGAUGGACGACGAGGCUUACCGAAGCCAGUUAAUUAACUCUAUCACAAAACAAAUCACAGAGUUGCAAACAUUACUAAAUUCCAACUUAUAA
Messenger RNA from Kluyveromyces marxianus DMKU3-1042, 4830 nucleotides. RefSeq names its product Nup188p (gene NUP188). NCBI's taxonomy places the organism in Eukaryota, Fungi, Ascomycota, Saccharomycetes, Saccharomycetales, Saccharomycetaceae. Bases 1 to 4830 code for a protein of 1609 amino acids. The transcript has a single exon. Gene Ontology annotation, biological process: RNA export from nucleus; protein import into nucleus. Gene Ontology annotation, cellular component: nuclear pore inner ring. Gene Ontology annotation, molecular function: structural constituent of nuclear pore. The record is from RefSeq and is a predicted model, not a curated record.